AUGGCUGCCACCAGUACCAAUCGCCAUAAUCCAAUAAAUUCGGAUUUUACCCUAUCUCCACGACAAGAAGAAUUACUUUUCGCUGCUCUCAAUUCAAACAAGUCGUCAACCAAACCUUCAAACAACAUGGAUAAAUCACUUCCACCAUCAACAAAUGCCCUUUCAAACACCUCGACGUCCACAUUCAAUGAAUCUCCAAUCCAAGCUCCCGGCUCAGGUACACUAAGUACAUUUGACGAAAGCCCCUUUAUCGACUACGAUUAUGAAUUCGAAGGUGAUGAUAGUUUCAACUUCGACUUUGGCAAUGAUUCACAAGGUCAAAUGAUUGGAAAUUUACCUGGUUCGUCGUCAGAUGGUGAUGCUGAUAAUCAUGAGAAGCGAAGUCAUCCUGAUGAUGACGAUGAGGAAGAAGGUGGUGGUAAACGAAGAGAAGGUGAUGAUAAAUCAUCCAAGAAGCCUGGCAGAAAACCUCUUACAUCUGAGCCCACUUCUAAACGCAAGGCUCAAAAUCGUGCCGCCCAACGCGCUUUCCGUGAACGAAAGGAGAAGCACCUGAAAGAUCUCGAGACCAAGGUUGAUGACUUGCAAAAGGCUUCCGAAUCUGCCAAUCAUGAGAACAGUAUUCUACGAGCGCAAAUUGAACGAAUGACGAUGGAAUUGAGGGAAUACAAAAAGAGAUUAUCACUUAAUGGUGGUAUCAACCGUAGUCCAAAUGGCAACCCCCCGGCUUAUUUCGCAGGAAAAGGGCUUUCAAAUGCAUCGGCCACUCCAAAUGAUGUCAACUUCCAAUUCGAGUUUCCAAGAUUUGGUCGCCUUCCAGGUCCUCCUAUCACCAACGGAAGUUCAUCCAUGGCACCAUCCGCCUCCCCAACUACACCAACUCAGAAUGCUCAGAGUCCUACCGAUAAGAGUCAAUCUAGCUCACGCAAUCAUUCCAAUGCCAGUAAUACUUUUGGCGUUGGUACAACCCAAACUUCAGCUCAAAAUGGUGAUGAUAUGACAUCCUUCUCUGGUCUGUUCAGCCCGGAAAUCCUGGAUAGUGCAUUCAAGAGUUCACCAUUCGACUCCUUUGGCAACCUCACCCACGGAUCAAUGUCCAGUACGGGCUCUCCUCAUCAAUCUACCAAUGGCCAAAAUACUUCAUAUAGUUCACCAUCGGCUUCUUCACAAUCCAACCAUGGAACAAGCUCAUCCUGUGGUACCUCUCCAGAACCUACGAACAUGCAAUCACCAUACAAUAAAGCGACUGACAAUACUUUAACAACGAUUGGAGAGGAGAACACAUGUGGCAACAGCAAUGCAGCACCAGGUGAGAUGUCCUUUUGCGAGAAGCUCAACAUGGCUUGCGGCAAUCCUAACAAUCCUAUUCCCCGUGCAUUGUCUGAAUCUGGUACCAAUCCAGGAAAUGUAGAACCCCUCGUUUUCGAUGUCAAUGGAAUCGAUUGGUUGGCUCAACAAAACAACAAUCAAUUCGAUCCUCAACUUUACGGUGAUUAUCGGGAACCACAGAACAACAUUCUCUCAAAUGACCUUUAUGGUCUUGAUGAUGGUUUCUUCACAGAUGCAUUUGAUAUCCAAGAUUUCAAUAGCCCAUUCAACGUUCCGACUCCAACCACUACAGCGAAGGAUCUUGUGCAACAAAUUGAUGAAAAGCAAAAUGAAGAUAGUGAGGUAGUUCCAGGAGAAGAUAGAUCAACAAUGCUUAGUUGCAACACCAUUUGGGAUCGCCUACAAAAUUGUCCCAAGGUCAGAGAGGGCGAGUUUGAUCUUGAUAGCCUUUGCAAGGAUCUUCAAAAGAAAGCCAAAUGUUCCGAGACAGGUGCUGUUGUCAAUGAGGCUGAUUUUCAAAAAAUCAUGAAUAGUUACGCUCCUAAAGGUUGCGAUACUAUGUUCCCUACAACAGCCAAGAAGGCAUAA
This is a messenger RNA of Sclerotinia sclerotiorum 1980 UF-70, 1917 nucleotides long. RefSeq lists its product as hypothetical. Gene Ontology annotation, molecular function: DNA-binding transcription activator activity, RNA polymerase II-specific; transcription cis-regulatory region binding. The record is from RefSeq and is a predicted model, not a curated record. Bases 1 to 1917 code for a protein of 638 amino acids. Gene Ontology annotation, cellular component: RNA polymerase II transcription regulator complex. Lineage: Eukaryota; Fungi; Ascomycota; Leotiomycetes; Helotiales; Sclerotiniaceae. The transcript has 3 exons.